Messenger RNA from Trichoplusia ni (cabbage looper), 1532 nucleotides. RefSeq lists its product as uncharacterized. Lineage: Eukaryota; Metazoa; Arthropoda; Insecta; Lepidoptera; Noctuidae. Bases 623 to 1261 code for a protein of 212 amino acids. Gene Ontology annotation, biological process: cellular response to hydrogen peroxide. The transcript has 2 exons. The record is from RefSeq and is a predicted model, not a curated record.
AUUAUACGAUGAUCCUCUAACGACGCAAUUCGUGUGACGGCCAUACAAGUAAAAAUAAUACACCAUUUACUAUACAGUAUUCACACUGCUUUAAUCACGUUACAAACUAUAAAAGUGGUUCCAUGGGCCCAGUGUCACCUUUAACAACAUUGUUUAACGUAUACACAAUAUAAAAUAAGAUACUUAUUUCUUAAGAUAUCUCUACCGGCUUGAUGUAGGUUUCAACAGUGUGUAACUUAAUAAAUAAUAAGUUAGUUAUAAACUAUCUGACUAUUGAAUACCACAAUCUUAAUUAACCAAGUGAGAAAAGAUUGACGAUUAUUCCUUUAGCAUAAACUAAUAGAAAAUACUGUGGUCUAUCCUCGUCUUUUUAUAGUCGGGCAACACUCAACAUGUGAAUUUGUAUGACUGAGACUCUGUGACCAAACUGUGACUUUGUGAUUGAAUGAACAUGACGUAAACAAAAUAAUAUACUACGAAAUCUGUAUCAUAACUUGAUUAAUCUAGGGCAUGCAACAAAGUACAAAACAUACUAGUGUUCAAGAAGUGACUUUUACUACCUUCUCAUCUGUUACGUCGUGUCAUUAUAUUAUUAGCACAAGGGUUCAAUGAAUCUACAGUCAUGGAAAAAGAAGAUAUUUUAUUGGGAUUGGAAAUGGGACGACUUGUAAUAGAACCUGUACAAAUACAAAAGACUAAAAAUAAUGAAAACCCUUUUUUAAGUCUUUUCCAAAAAAGAAGUAUUUUUAAGAGUACUACUACCCAACCUAAAGAAUCAAAAUGUACUUGUUCCUUGCAAAAAAAAGUAAAACAUUCUGGAGUAUACAAAAAGAAACAUAAUAAAAUACUUAAAGAACCAGUAUUGAAAAUAUUAAAAAAUUGUGGUAGUAGCUUUAUAUUGGAUUCAGAGGAUAAUCAGAAACCUACAUUAAAACCAGUAUCAAAUAUUGUAAGGUGUGAUCCUUUAAGUUUAUGCACACUUGUUGAUAACUGCAAUCAGUUAAAAAUAUCCUCCAGUACAAAUGUACAAAAUUUAGAAUGCUCUGGUGAAAGUGAUGAUAGACAAUGGUGGAAGAAUGAAGCCUCAUGUUCUCAAGAAAGUAAGGAACCCAAACCACAGACUAGUAGAUCUGGAAGCUGUUCCCAACAAGCUCUCAACCCGCCCUGUGAUGUUACUAUUGAUGAAUUAGCAAGCUAUUUCGAAACAUUGGUUCACAUACCAAAAAAAAUGUCAUCUAUGGCUGAAAUGAUGUACAUUUAAGCAAUAAAUAUUUAACUACUUCAUAAACCUAAUGCCAAGUCCAAAAGUUUAUUAAUGUUAUAAGUGUACCUAGGAAUUUUUGUAUUACCUAAUUUUUUCCAACUGAAAUCGAUUUUUUAUAUUUUCCUUUAAUUGCAGUGUAUAAAUUUGACUACCUUUUUUUGAAAAAUUAAAUUCUAUUGAUAGGCAAAUGAUGUUAUAGUAUUUAAAAACGUUAAACUACAAAUAUUACUAGGUAAAGACUUUAUAAAUAUAGCAAAUGAUUCUAAUA